Acinonyx jubatus (cheetah) is the source of this 4248-nucleotide messenger RNA. It is a transcript of the gene FCRL2, whose product is annotated as Fc receptor like 2. Bases 1698 to 3680 code for a protein of 660 amino acids. Lineage: Eukaryota; Metazoa; Chordata; Mammalia; Carnivora; Felidae. Gene Ontology annotation, biological process: cell surface receptor signaling pathway. Gene Ontology annotation, molecular function: transmembrane signaling receptor activity. The record is from RefSeq and is a predicted model, not a curated record. The transcript has 12 exons.
GGACAGAAGCCUGGCUUUUGGUGAGACAGUCUUCCCCUGCCCUCGGCCAGGCUCGGCCCCCAUGCUUCUGUGGCUGCUGCUGAUCCUGGGUGAGUAGAGCCCAGACUGGGCUGGGGGCCCAACGUUCCUAAUGCCAGCCGGGGCAACCCCGGGGCGGGGGGCCAAACCCCUGGGAGGCUUCUGUCUCCGCUCCCACCGGACUUCAGAGACACAGAGAGAGGCGCAAAACGAGUAGAGCUGGUGCCCAGGAAGACCCACAGGGUCCGGAGACCCCCAGAGCAAGCCAACUCCCGGACGACAGCCGGCAGGUCAGUCUUCCCUUCUCUCUUCCCCCUGCUCUCCGGGCACGGGUCCUCCCCCAUACAUGGGGGCUGCGGGGAGUGGGUCAACGUCAGCGGUGACACCUGUGACCAUGGCGGGCGCGCCGAGCCUCCUGUGGUCUCUCCAGCCUUCGGUUCUCUCCCCCCUCGCGUGAGUGAAAGAAGCAUUUGCAGAGGCAGGAGGCUAAUGCCCAGAACCUUCCACGCGUCUCCUCUCUUCCCUAAGGACCCCUUACCCCCACCCUGUAUGCUCAAGCCCGAGCCACCGUCAAAGGACAGAGAGAUAAAGUGCUGCAGCCUGUGUGGCUGUCCCGCUUCAGUUUCUGGUCCCGUUGGUCAGCUGCAGUUUUAUGCACAAAGACGAUUGCGCAGGCAGCCCGUGCCCCUCCAUUCCAAUUCUUCAUAUCCCUCCGUUUGGUAUUGUGUCUGACUUGGCUGGAGAGCGGACAGAAGUUGCCUUCCCCGUGAAAUCUCAAGGGAAGCAAGGUUUAAAAGUAACGAAAGUGGAAAAAAAUGUGUAUUAAUUAUGAGCAACCAAGUAGGAAGUGGUUUGUCAGAGUCUAGAAAGUGCUUCUGAGGCUCAUUCAGCCAGGCCCACCUGUGCCUUGGCAGGAAUGUCGAGGACAAGAGCAUCUCAGAAUCAGCCCGCCCCCAGAGGCCCGCACGGUGUCUGCCCAGCUGCCCGUCACAUCUCCGGAGCUUUUCUGAGCCCACACCAGGGACCUGAGACCUCUCCCCCGUGACAUCCCCCUGCCCACCUCCAGGCUGGGCAAAGAGAGCACUUCCAAAAGCUUUACUUCUCCUCAAACCUCCAUGGUCCACAGCCUUCAAAGGAGAGACAGUGACUCUCUUCUGUAAGGAUCACCAUUCUCUAGCCUGGGAAUACGUAUCUUGGUAUCACAAUGAAACUCCCUUGAGAAAACAAUCCGGAAAACUCCAAAUAAGCAAGUCUGGACAUUACAGAUGCAAGACCCAAAGAUCUUCCCUCAGCGACCCCGUGCAUGUGCAGUUUUUAUCUGGUGAGGAAGAAGGGGGUGGGUCUCUGAAAUCAAGCCCCUGGGCGGCACGUCUGGAGCCUGGGCGAAGGCAGGGAACCCAGACAGGGUUGCGAGCCCGCAUGUGGCUAUUCGGUGAGCUGAUGCCAGUGGGGAGAAUAAGGAGAUAGGCUGUGGAGGAUCGCGCAUUGUCCGUCUCCUCCAUCCAGAGAGGAGUCAGUAACCCAGAAGCCACCAGUCAAAAAGGGACUCGGGUCUGAAGAAAGGUAGGGUGUCAAAUUCCUCAGCUAACGACACUUAUGAGGAUGUCUCAAGGACCUGCUCUGAAAAUUCGUUCGCUGUCCUAGGACAAGGGAGAACUGGGUACUGGGGCCACAGGGAAAUGUUAGCGGAGGACGGUCACAGGUGCAUGCAGGGCUCUUUCUUCAUGGGUGGAAAUGAGCCUUUGCAGAAAGAAAUAGAUGGGAUAUGUCAUGUUCGUUCACUCUUUGCAGACUGGCUGGUCCUCCAGGCCUCACACCCUGCCUUUGAAAGAGAUAAAGUAGUUCUGAGAUGCCGAGGGAAAGAAGAAGAAGAUAUUAUGGAAAGGACUUACUACAAAAAUGAAGAAAAAAUUAGAAGUUCUUAUAACUCAGACAUCAUAGUAUAUCCAGCCUUCAACGAUGACAGCACAUAUCAUUGUACUGCUUCUGGGACAUAUAUUUUGGGGGGGUCAUGGACAGAAACUUCACGACCUUUAAAGAUCCAAGUUCAAGAGCUGUUUCCGAGUCCUGUGCUGACAGCCAGCCCCUCCUGGCCCAUUGAGGGGAGCCCCAUGACCCUGACAUGUGAGACCUGGCUCCCUCCACAGACAUCGCACACUAGACUUCAGUUCUGUUUCUUCAAAGAGCACCAGGCUCUGGGGGCUGGCUGGAGCAACUCCCCGGAGCUCCAGAUCCCCACCACGUGGAGUGAAGGCGCCGCCUCCUACUGGUGCCAAGCAAGGACGGUGAUUCCCAGGAUCCUGAAAACAAGCCCACGAUCCCAGAUACGUGUCCAUAGGGUCCCUGUGUCUGAUGUGAAUCUAGAGACGCAGCCCCCUGUGGGCCAGCUGAUUGAAGGAGAAGACCUCGUCCUUAUCUGCUCAGUAGCUGCGGGUACAGGGACUGUCACGUUCUCCUGGCACCGGGAGGGCUCGGAGAGGAGUUUGGGCAGGAAGACCCAGAACGCCCUGUCUGCAGAGCUGCGGAUAGCCUCCGUGAGGGAGCAGGAUGCCGGGAGGUACUACUGUGCGGCCGACAACAUGGAUGGCCCUGUCCUCAGUAAACGGAUCAGAAUCACACUGAGAGUUCCAGUCUCGCCUCCAGUCCUCACCAUCAGGAGGCCCAGAUCCCAGGCCGUGGAGGGGGACGUGGUGGAGCUUCACUGCGAGGCCCAGAGGGGCUCUCCCCCCAUCCUGUACCGGUUUUAUCAUGAGGACGUCCCCCUGGGGAGCAGCUCGGCCCCCUCUGGAGGAGAAGCAUCCCUCAACCUCUCUCUGACUGCAGAACAUUCUGGAAACUACUCCUGCGAGGCCAACAACAGCCUGGGAGUUCAGCGCAGUAAGAUGGUGUCCCUCAGCAUCACAGUUCCAGUGUCUCACCCUGUCCUCACCCUCAACCCUGAUGUGGCCCAGGCUAUGGUGGGAGAUGUGUUAGAACUUCGCUGUGAGGCCCAGAGGGGUUCUCCCCCGAUCUUAUACUGGUUUUAUCAUGAGGAUGUCAUCCUGGGGAACACCUCAGCCCCCUUUGGAGGGGGAGCAUCUUUUAACCUCUCUCUGACCACAGAACAUUCUGGAAACUACUCCUGUGGGGCUGACAAUGGCCUGGGGGCUCAGAGCAGCAAGAUGGUGUCACUUAACAUCACAGGGCUUUCCAAGAACAAAGUAACCCAUAUCACUGUGGGAGUCAUCGGGUGCUUGCUAAGCAUGCUUGGUCUUGCUGCUACGGCUGCUCUGGUGGGUCGCUUCAGAACCCAAAGGAAGUCAGGGGCAAUCCCAAGGAACAUCGGGAGCGUUCCUGGCCCAGACCCUCCAACACAGGCCCUCCACGGCCCACCCAGUCUGAGCCGGCCAGCCCUAAUGGAGCUACAGCCCUUGUACAGCAACGUCAGUCCUGGCGAUGACGACCUGGUUUAUUCCCAGAUCUGGAGCAGACAGCACAGAGAAGGAAGUCCAGCACAUUCACCAAGGACGCAUCAGAAGGGUGAGGUUUUCCACCAGGAACCUGCAAUCGUCUAUUCAGAGGUGAAGAGGGCAGACCCCGACGACCCUGCACGGCAGGACCGUGAGGAGGCCACAGAAGGCUAUGAGAAUGUCCCAUGCGCGUCGCUGGCCUUGGACCACUAGCCCCAUACCCAGAGCGGCCCCCAGAUGCCUUCUCCCCAUUCUCUGCAACCACUCACCUUCCAUCUGGGAGGCUGGGUGAAAGAUCCGUCCCACUCCUCCGUGCCUGAGUCUGGGUGUUCUGUGGGAACAGAGGGGCAGCAUUUCAGUAAAUGCUGCACGUGUUCACAGUAGAGACACACGUGAAGGCAGGGUGGUUGGGCCUUCACCUCCUGGGCCUGAGGAGCAGAGGAGGAAGGAGGGAUCGUCUAGCCAGGAUCACAAGGUCACAAUCAAUAGCCACGUGUUCCAAGCGUGAUCAAAAGCCUUCAAUGCACCAUCUCUGAAUAAACAGUUUGCUCCAAACACCUUGCUUCCUUUUUUAGGUAGACAGAUGGUAAGUGAUGAUGCUGAUGCUGAUAUUAAUGAAUAAGAUUCGGGGGCACCUGGGUGGCUGAGUCGGUUGAGUGUCCAACUUCAGCUCAGGUCAUGAUCUCACAGUCCAUGAGUUCAAGCCCCACGUCGGGCUUUGUGCUGACAGCUCAGACCCUGGAGCCUGCUUCAGCUUCUGUGUCUCCCUCUCUCUCUCUGC